Molecule: messenger RNA, 447 nt
Organism: Asparagus officinalis (garden asparagus)
Lineage: Eukaryota; Viridiplantae; Streptophyta; Magnoliopsida; Asparagales; Asparagaceae
Exons: 1
Coding region: 1-447 (148 amino acids)
Molecular function (GO): zinc ion binding
Source: RefSeq, a predicted model, not a curated record
AUGGUUGAGCAUAUUCGUAAACAGAUAAUAGUACGAAUGAGUAAUCGUCGGUUACUUGGAGAUAAAUGGGUUGGAUAUCUCUGUCCACAAGCAGAGAUGGUGCUUAAAGAAAAUAUAGAGAAAGGUCAUCCAUUGGAUGUUAAGAAAGCUGCAGCUGACAUAUUUGAAAUGCAAGCACAUAAAACUACCCGCGUUGAUUUGGAGAAGAAGACAUGCACUUGCCGUGCUUGGGACGUCAUGCGGAUUCCGUGUAAACAUGCAUAUGCAGUCAUCUCGUACAUGAAGAGAGACAUUUACCAAUAUUGUGAUUGGUUUAUGUCCACAGAAGAAUUUAAAAAGAGCUAUGACCCGAUUCUCUAUCCUAUAACAGAUUAUGAGAAACGAAGUGUGCCAAGGGAUGAGAUCGAGCUACUUCCACCAUAUACUACCAAAAAAAGGGAGAAAUAA